AUGACAUCGACAGCACACGUUGUCUCGAAUCACUCUAAGGAUUACUCGAGAAAAGUGCUAUCAUUGGCACAACAAGUAUUGAGCUUGAAAGAUCGUGCUCUGCAAAUCUCUCGAGCUGUGGUCGAGAAAGACGAUUUGGUGGUUGUAGACAAUCAAUAUCAUUAUCGACAUGCUCUUCGACCGCUUGCUUUUGAUUUUGUAGAUAGGCUACAGGGACACUGCUUUGAAAAUCAAUCUAGUACAUCGUCUGCUCAGAGCACGAAGCAACGACAGAGAGUUCUGCGAGAAUUGGGGACGUACAAAACUGCUUUACCCGUCGAGAAUGGCAGUAGUAUCUUUGUCAGGGCAGUAGAAAGCCGAAUGGACCUUCUACGGUGUCUCAUAAUUGGACCAGACGAUAGUCCAUACGAAAAUGGGUGCUUCUUUUUCGAUAUUCACCUUGCCGGCUAUCCUAACUCUCCUCCAAAAGUAAAUUUUUUGACUACGGGAGACGGGAAGUAUCGAUUCAAUCCAAACCUCUAUAAAGAUGGAAAGGUUUGUCUCUCGCUUCUUGGUACUUGGUCAGGACCAGGAUGGCAAAGUGGGGAGAGUACACUGCUGCAAGUUUUGGUGUCGAUUCAAUCAUUAAUUCUUGUUGAACAGCCCUAUUUCAACGAACCAGGUUUUCAGGCGUCAGAAGGAACUCCAAGUGGAAUAUGCGAAUCUGAUAAAUACAAUGAAAACGUAAGGCGCUUCACGCUAGAUGCCGCCAUUCUGCCCCACCUACGACGUCUCACUGGUGCUUUAGUACCUAUGUAUCCUGAAUUUGAUGCUGUCAUCGAUAAACACUUUGAGCUGAAGGAGCAUGCUUUGACGGUGCAACUGUCAAAGUGGCGUAAAUACAAGGCCCAAAAAAGCCCCCAUGCAGGACUUCCUAGUUACAUGAAGCUACAUCAUGCGAGAACCAGUGGUCCAACUAUGGAAUCACUAUGCAUUUCCUGCGUUGCCUGUAUGGAUAGUUGGCCGAGAAAGCAAAAGGCAAGAAAAAAUAGAAGCAACGCAUCCUCAUCCAUGUUACCCGAGGAGAGUAGCAAACAGGCAGUUUCAGUUCAACCCAUCCGCGCUGUAGAGGUCAAUGGAAUCAUUGAAAUUGAUCUAGAUGAGGACAAUCAAGACCUAGCUGCAACAGCAAAUCUACCACAACCACCAAAUUCCGAGUCUGAUGUUCCAAGACCAUCGCAGCCACCAGUGACCCUUGUUUCCAGCCUGAAAGGCUCAACUGCAAAAGUCAUCGACUUGACAUGA
Cylindrotheca closterium is the source of this 1284-nucleotide messenger RNA. The record is from the annotation of a GenBank genome assembly. Lineage: Eukaryota; Bacillariophyta; Bacillariophyceae; Bacillariales; Bacillariaceae.